Molecule: messenger RNA, 2946 nt
Organism: Saccostrea echinata
Lineage: Eukaryota; Metazoa; Mollusca; Bivalvia; Ostreida; Ostreidae
Product: ras-related protein Rab-35-like
Exons: 6
Coding region: 96-716 (206 amino acids)
Biological process (GO): endocytic recycling
Cellular component (GO): plasma membrane; endosome membrane
Molecular function (GO): GTP binding; GTPase activity
Source: RefSeq, a predicted model, not a curated record
UCAUGCGCAAUCCAAACAUCACGCCUUAUAUCCGGUUGAACAUUUUGUUGGAAACUUCCGAGUUGAGAGCUUUGGGCUAAUAAAGCUCAGUAAUUAUGGCCAGAGAAUAUGAUCACUUAUUUAAACUACUCAUAAUAGGAGACAGCGGUGUUGGAAAAAGCAGUCUCCUGUUGAGGUUUUCAGACAAUACAUUCUCAGGUACAUACAUCACAACUAUAGGAGUAGAUUUUAAGAUUCGUACUGUUGACGUCAAUGGUGAAAAAGUUAAACUUCAAAUCUGGGACACAGCUGGUCAGGAGAGGUUCAGAACAAUAACGUCUACUUACUACAGAGGAACACAUGGUGUGAUUGUCGUGUAUGAUGUCACGAGCGGGGAAUCGUUCGCCAAUGUAAAGAGAUGGCUUCAUGAGAUUGAUCAGAAUUGUGAUGUCGUUAAUAGGAUUUUAGUGGGUAAUAAAGAUGACGACUCUGAUAGGAAAGUUGUACUCACUCAAGAUGCCCAGAGGUUUGCGGAUCAGAUGGGAAUCCAGCUUUUUGAAACCAGUGCCAAAGAAAACAAGAAUGUAGAAGAAAUGUUUUUAGCCAUCACAAAACUAGUUUUAGCCACAAAGAAAGAACAAAUGAAGAAAGCAGCAGAACAGCCUGCUGAGUCAAUAAAACUGAACAAGAAGUCGACGGGCGGGGGAGGGGGCAAAAAAGGCUGCUGUAAAGUAUGAAUGCUCAUAGACAUAGUGUGUAAACAAAUUCUUUUAUCACUUAUGAAAUACACUGAUGGUGCAAGAUGAAACAGCAAUACAAAUUUGGGACUCAUAAUAUUCAGUGGUAGAAUCAGUAGAUUUCCAUGUUGUUCUGGUGAACUCUGUCGGCGUAUGUUGUCCUUGCUGUGGGAAUAAAAUUAAGAGACUGGCUUUUUUAACCUUCUGAGAAAUUUUAUUACCAUUAAGACAUAAUUUUUUUUAUUGAGGUAUACAACAAUUUUUUUUGUAUUGUUGAUUACUGUUGAUUUACUAUUGUUUGUUACUCUCUGAUUUUCCCUAAAAAAUAAUCAAUUGUGUUGUUAUUUAUUUCACUUAUUAUGUACCUCAUGCAGCAUGUUGUAAGAAUGUAAAUCAUAUACACAGUCAUUAAAUAACUUUUGAAAUGAUUGUAUACUUGUAGAUAGAACAACAUGCAUUCCCAAUUUUGUAGAAGUUUUUUUUUUUAAUUGUAAUGGGGUUUUUUUUCUGUUGCCUCUCAGUGAUCCUAUGUGCUACAAUCCAUGUAACUUUUGAUAAUUUUUAUUUGUUGUGUUUAUCACAGGGUUUAAAAGGUCUUUUCAUGAGUAAUUAACAUAUACUGGUCCAUGAAUUGUAUUUAUAUUAAUAGAACGAGACCCAAUUUAUCUUUCAUUGAUCAUGUUGAUACAACUACAAAUUUAUUGUCGAAGUCAACUUCAGCAGAUAAUUUUUUUUUCAAACAGAAAAAUAAUAAUUUUGUUCAUUUGAUGAAGAAGUUCAGAAAUUCUCAUUUGUGGUUCCAAAACUUGAAUCAUUAUUUAUAAUCUAUAUACACCAUACUUGUCUUGAAUAUGUGUUAUGAAGCCAGUCUUCUGCAGAUGAUCAUGAUGUGACAUCAGUUUCAGAACUGAGUUAAAAACGAAGAAUAGUUAUCCUAUUUUCAUUGUCAAAGGUAUAAUUUAAGCAUUCUGAACACGAUAAAGUGUGAGAAAUUUUCAUUUGAUCUUUGUAUAUGUUAUAUUGCUUUCAUCCAAAAAACUCCCAAAAAAUUCUGCAUUUUAAAGGAAACAGGCCUAAUUUUUUAAAAGUACUUUUUAAUGUUAUUAAAAAAAUGUUUCAUUUUCUUUUUUCUUUUUUUUUUAAUCUUUUCAAUUCAUUUGCAAGAAAGAAAAAAAAAAUGUUUGGCAGAUUAGUUUGAGGCUUAGAACUUCCCUUGAAAUACAUAUACAUGUAUGUACAAAUAAGAAGGAAAAAUUAAAUUGUGUGAAACAAAAAGGUGGCAGAUGUGUUUAUUUGUUUUGCCUAGCAGUAUUUGCUCGUACAUAACAUAUUUUUGUACAAAAAAUAAAGUUAUGAUGUAAAAAUACUAAGUUAUGAUGCUUUGCUCUAAUUUUGCAUCUAACACAAGAACUAUAGUUUUGUGCAAAUGCUUUCUUAUGUGUGUGUAGUUUGAUAGCAUCUCAUAAUGCCAAACAUAAUGUGCAAUCAUGUGUCUUAACAAUUCUGAAAUGUUUCUUGUGCACACUAAGCUGCCAGUGUCGUGUCAAUAGUAAUAUUAAAUGCCAAUACAAAGUAUUUUCAUAUUAAUGGCGCUGAUGCUUACAGUUUUUUCUGUGACAUUUUGACUUUAUUUAAUUUCAUGUAAGAAUGAUUAUGCUGUCUAUGAUUUUUAAAAGAGGAUGGCAAAAAGAAAUCUUAAGUUGGAAGGUACGUAUGUGAAAUUCAGAAUUGUUACAAUUCAUUUUUAAACUUGAAGAAAAUUCUUGAGAUUUCCUUAUUAAUGAUCAUUUUAUGCCAGAUUUCUUUUGCUGUAAUGACAGUACAUAUAUUGUCACAAAUUACAUUGCUCAUAAAAACUCAUCAUUUUACUUUAAAAGAGGAUUACUCCAGAAGACCCAAAGUGGUCAGUAAUGGUUUGUGAUGAAUUUUUCUUAAAUAUUUUCUUUGUUUUGUGUGAUAUUUUGCAAGCUGAUUUAGUGGAAGUCAGACAGACUGACAAAUAAGUAUGUAGCAAGUUUAUAGCAUGGCAAUAUUGGUGUGUAGAGAGUAACGUAUUUUGCAUGUAAAAAUCAGUUCAUAAAGUAAAUACUAGUAAUUCUGCAACAGUUAUAGUUAUUAGUAUUUAUUGAUAUAGCAAUAAAUAUCUCUAACAUGUGUCAUGUAUACAUAUAUGUUCUAAAGAAUCCUUAAUAACUUUUGUGAUAUGAUUUAUUAAAACAUGUAUGAAGAA